GUUGUUGGUAAAUGUUUACAUCAAGCGGCGGUGUUCCAAGCACGUGUGAAGUCGAUACAAGAAAUUGCACCGAAUUUGAAACUUUUUUCCGGAUAUAAAACACUCUUCAACCAUGGUCGCAGGCGUAAAAGUAGCUAAAAAGGCGAAAGUCGCUGUCGCCCCCGCGGAAACGGACAGCGAAAGCGAACUUUCAGCAAACGGGAUGGAAGACGACGACGAUCAGCACCUGUCCGACGAGGAGUUUCCAAUGUCCGCGGAUGAAUACGACGACGACGACGACGGCGCGGAAAAUGACCAGGAAGCGACGGCAUCCAAGUGGGCCCUCACGAUGGCAAAAUAUUUGCGGAAAGGGGGCGACGCCAAGAUUUUGUCCAAAGCCACGAAGGAAGUGGACUUGGAGCGCAAACGAAAAGAGCCGAAACCGAGUUAUCAGUUUGAGGUCGUUGGGGAGGAGGUGGGAACGGCGGCGAAACAGGAAGAUGUGAAGGAGGAGAAGCCGGCGGAUGUGGAGAUUGCCCGGGAGUUGCUGCGACAAAAGGCGCUGAUCAAGAAGGAACGGCUGAAGGAUAUUUUGGGGCUGCGGGUGCGGCCAUCGAUAGGGGAUUAUGAGCGGGAGCGAGCGUUGAAGAAGAUUGCCACCAAGGGAACGGUUCAGCUGUUCAACGCGGUACGGCAGCAGCAAAAGGACGUGAACCAAAAGUUGGCCGACGCUGGCAAGCUGGAGUACAAAAGGGAAAAGGUGCUCAAGAAUUUGAGCAAGAAGGAGUUCCUGAACGCGCUUAUGAACGGACCGCGGGCCAAGUCGGAGCUGGUGGACAAUUUGGUUAAGAAGGAGGAGGACAUGAAGGACGAGGUGAAGUCGGAGGAGGAAUCGGGAGCUAGUGAUGGAGACGACGAACCCAAGUCCACGUGGGGCGCGUUGAGGGCGGACUUUUUGUCCGGGAAGAAAUCCGGUUGGGAUAAGGAGCAAGACGAAGAAAGCGACAAAGGGGGGAACCUUGAGGGCAACAUGGGUGGAGAGAGCUCAGAUUCGGAUUAAAUAAAGAUUGUUUGUAACAUUA
Culex pipiens pallens (northern house mosquito) is the source of this 1061-nucleotide messenger RNA. RefSeq names its product RRP15-like protein. Gene Ontology annotation, cellular component: preribosome, large subunit precursor. The transcript has 2 exons. Bases 113 to 1039 code for a protein of 308 amino acids. Gene Ontology annotation, biological process: maturation of 5.8S rRNA; maturation of LSU-rRNA. The record is from RefSeq and is a predicted model, not a curated record. NCBI's taxonomy places the organism in Eukaryota, Metazoa, Arthropoda, Insecta, Diptera, Culicidae.